This is a messenger RNA of Sesamum indicum (sesame), 904 nucleotides long. Its product is annotated as Oligosaccharyltransferase complex/magnesium transporter family protein. Gene Ontology annotation, cellular component: oligosaccharyltransferase complex. Lineage: Eukaryota; Viridiplantae; Streptophyta; Magnoliopsida; Lamiales; Pedaliaceae. The record is from RefSeq and is a predicted model, not a curated record.
GGAGGUGUCACAAAAUAGUAGUACCGAAGUAAACGGAAGGAGCGAGAGUAAAGAAGUAGGAUCCAGUGACGAAAACCCCCAAUUCUUCCUAGAUCCCUCGCUCAGCAGCUCAUCUCCUCCUCCAAUCCACUGCUAAAAUGUCCGCCACCGCACCCCAACCCGAUCCAUCAUCCGGAUCCAUCGACCCGAUCUUCCACCUCAUCCGGAUCGUCCCAUUCUCCUUCCUCCGCCCCCCGCGCCUCCGCCUGAAGCUGCCCACCUUCACCCUCCCUUCUGCUAUGACUGUCUACUCCCUCAUUCUUCUCACCUACUUUAUGGUCGUCUCCGGCAUCGUUUACGACGUCAUCGUCGAACCACCAGGCAUCGGAUCCACACAAGACCUUUACACUGGGGCAGUCCGACCGGUCGUUUUCCUCCCGGGUCGGGUGAACGGCCAGUACAUCAUUGAGGGCCUCUCCUCCGGGUUCAUGUUCGUGCUUGGUGGGAUUGGGAUCGUGCUUUUGGAUCUGGCGCUGGAUAAAAAUCGGGCGAAGAGUGUGAAGGUGUCGUAUGCUUCAGCUGGGAUUGCGUCUGUCGUGAUUUCUUAUGUUAUGAGUAUGCUAUUUCUGCGCAUUAAGAUCCCUGGAUAUCUUCGCUGAUUUAUUUUCAUUUUCUGUUUCCUUUUGGCUCCAAAAUGGAUACUUUUCGGUUUUACAAUUGUAAUACGAUGAAAUUCUGCAGUUUCGACAUUCUGUUUAUGCGACUUAUUAGCUGAGAUAUAAUGAGUUAGAAGUAGUAGAUAAUCGACUUGCAUAAUUGAGCAUUUCAUUGGCUACUGGCUGUAAUGAUUGAUUAUUGGUUCGUUCUGAAGUUAAUAGAUGGUCAGGUUAAGCUCUCUUCCGCGGCAGAACUCCUGAGAGUUUGA